AUGGCAAGAGCAACUGCUCGUCCGAAGAAAAGGACAAGUGUGGUGAAGUGUUCGAGACGGGUGCAGCAGGCACGAGCCAAAAAACCGACAAAUCCGGAGGACAUUCCGACCACUGCUCUCGAGAAGAAGCUAUUGAAAAGAAAAAUUCAAGCGGAGAGAGCACUCAACUUGGCGACGAAACAGAAGGAUUGGCUUCUCGGAGUUAUUGAAAAGGUCUCCAAAAACGAACGCGAAAAAAUCACUGCAAAAUGGGAGUCCACUAAAAAACGCGAGCAACAACUGUCGGAAAGAAUAAAGAGUGAAGUGGAAGCAAGAGAACGCACGUUCCGAGAGUUCGAUUCAGCCCGACGCGAACAAGUAGAGAAGGCAAUGAAGUUUAAAGACAAGUGGAGAUUUCUGGAUAAAAUUUCCCAUGAAGCAAUGAUCUCGUCCUUCGAACUGAAGGGAAUGCAGAUGUACUUCUCUCAAUCUCGGUGCUCCGAACUGGUAGAACAGUAUGCGGCGACGACGAGCAAGUACAAAGAGAGAACCAAGAAAUUGUUGGAAGAGCAGAGCACUGGAGUUCGAGACAAGCAAAUGGAGAAAUGGUGGAAGUGCUGCGACAAGUGCGGUGCUGAAUACACUUCUACAGGCGACGGCACGCCACGAAUUCUCAGUACGUUUGACCAGAACUCCACCGCAUAAACAAAACAACAUUUCAGGAUGUGGCCAUACAAUCUGCGAGGGAUGCACGAAAUUUGACAGAUACAUGGUGAGCUGUCCGAUCGAUAAUAAAUCGACAAAGCUCAAAAGAGGUCUCCUGAAGAAUUUCCAGAUUCUCAAGGAAUAAGUAUUGCAUGUUACCGAUAAAGUGUUUAUUCUGCUUUUACAAUUUGUUUCCUUUUCAUUUUCCAAAUCUGUUUCUAUCACAGCUUUUUAUCUAUAUUUAAUAAUUCCUUCUUACUUUGCAUUCAAUUUCCUGCUGUUAUUUUCAGAGAAUGGCACCGAAAUCUUCCAAAACCGGCGGAGGAUCAACUCUGCCGAUGAAGAAAUCACUGGCUCAGCGUCUAAGAGAGGACAUCAAGAAGAUUCGAGAGGCCACCAGAACGACUGUUGAGGAGAAGGAGGAAGCCGCCAAAGAACUCAAAGAACAGAAGAAGAAGUUUGAGGAAAUCAACGAGCAAAUGGAUAUAAAUGCUCAAGACGUCAUCAAUGAUCUUGAGAGAAGCCUGUACAAUGUCAAAACUUCACACAAAGAGUGUUUCCGCGAGUUGGAAAACGUGAAGAGAACGGUUCAUGAGCAGGACGACGUGCUCAAUGCCAACGUACGCAUUCUCCGCGGCUUCCGAAACCACGUCGAAUACACUGAAAAGAAAUUCAAUGAAUCGUAUGUUUGCCCGAUAUAUAAAAGAAAUGAAAAAGAAGCGAAAAAGGCGAAAACCGAGCUACUGGCGGCAAGAGACGAAAUGAUAAAAGUGUCGAAAGAAGUGUUCAAUCGGACACCGGACGGAUGGAAGAUCUGCGGGUGCUGCAGGGAUUUCUUCAAUUCCGCCGAAAGACUUCCACUCAUUCUCAGUUUGUGCAACUCUGAAAAUGACUAAUCGAUUGUUUAUCGUUUCAGAGUGCGGACACACCAUGUGCAAGAGCUGCGUGGAAGAAACGAUCAAGGCUCGUCACGGCGGAGCGGUCAGAUGUCCGUUCGACAGGCGGAAGUUGAAACUGACAGCGGCCGACGUCGGCCGAAUCAAGGAGAAUCGUGCCAUUUCGCUAAAUUAG
This is a messenger RNA of Caenorhabditis sp. 36 PRJEB53466, 1755 nucleotides long. The record is from the annotation of a GenBank genome assembly. Lineage: Eukaryota; Metazoa; Nematoda; Chromadorea; Rhabditida; Rhabditidae.